UGAGCCUAAGUUGGUGAUCGGCAAAAGUCUGUUUUGUCGUAGUUGUAGAAAAAAGAGAAAUCGCUUUAGAUUUGGAAUGUAUUGUAAUAGCAUACUGUAAAUGCAUAUCAUAUAUAUUAUAUUUAUACACAAAACGUUAUGAUUUGCACAUCAUAAUAUUCAUGCAUUAGCCUACAAAGAAAUCGAACAUUUUCAAUAGUUCGCGUUCGCGGAAUAUUUGUGCUUUAUUUACUAACUUUUAAUCUCAGCUUCUGACUAGUCUUCUACUUUUUAAAACAUAUUUACAUAAAAAUGUGUCAUCAUAAAAGUGGUAUUUUAUAUUUUGGCACUCUUUGACCCACAUUCCUGGCCUCGGGCAAAACGCUGAAUAACCGUAACAGCUGACGUUUUGAACACGCGUAUAUAUAUUAUACAUACAAUUGAAUGCGAAGAGUGAGAAGAAUGUUCUGAUCUGAUAGAAUUGUCAAUGGUGAUAAUUGUAUUUCAGCUGGCUUGCCCUUAAAGUUCGAACAUUGAAAUAGUUGCGUGGAAAUAAAGGAAUGAGAAUGUGUAAUGUACCGUAAUGUCAUAUUCGGUUAGAGCUCGAGCUAAAAAGAAGCGACAAGGAGAUAUUUAUUAUAAAUUUCAAAAAGUUUUCCAAUGACGCUUUCCGAUAUAUGAAAUUUAUGAUACCUGAAUGUGUCUGGGAGUUUUCAUUGUGUUUUGGAUUUAUUAAUCUAAUACAUUUGUCAGCUAUAAAGUGCGAGCGCUCAAAAAUACGCCAGCAAAAAGUUUCAGGAGGUUCAAGUUUAGGUUGCUUUAAAACUGUUCUUGCGCAUUGCAAGUUAGCCUAACGUGGAGUUGCUGAAGAAAAUACAUAUUUAAUUUAGACUUGGUCGAAGUGUUUUUGUUUUCCUUAUUUCUUCUUGCACUUCUGUAUUCAUAUUUGAGCACUAUUGCCAUGAAUAACUUUAUAAUAACUGAAUAAGUUAGUUUUUUUUUUACCUCUGGGUGAGCGAACACGUACUACUUCUUUUAUCAAUACCUUUCCAUCUGAAAUCUGUACGCUUCAAACCUUACUUGAGGUUUUGUUUGCUUUCCCGAUUCUAUAAUCAGUUACUUUUAUUUUUCGUUUUUAUCUAAUAUUUUAUCGUCUAUUGCUGAUUAUGGAGUCAAAAUAAACUUAUAACUAGGGAUAAGUAAGUCGCUUGGGACCAGAUUUACAUCCUAUGUUUGUAUUAGCAGUUUUGUAAACUCAAACUAACAAUAUGUGCUCGAAAGAGAAAAAAUCGAUUAGUUAUCGUUUGCUAAACGUCGACGAUCUUCCCUCCGUGGUUUCACUAAUCAAAAAAGAGUUCAUCACAAGAGAGCCCAUGUGUUCAACUUUAAAUUUCACCGAUGAACACGUAGAUCUUAUGGCAGAUGUUCGUCUGAGAGCAAUCUUAGAAGACAAUAUCAGCAUCGGUGCUUUUGAAGAUGAAACUGACUUGCUCGUCGCAAUUCGAUUAAGUCUUCUCGGCAGGAAUGAGAAGGAGGUGGAUUAUACUAGCAAAGCUAACGUACCGAUUCCUUUAGUUCAACUUGGAGCGCUUGUAAAAUACCUUUUCGGUGGCUCAAAAGCAGAUUGUUUAGGCACGAAAGACUAUGCAUAUUUCGUGAUAUUAUGCACACGACCAGAAUACGGUGGCGAAGGAAUUGCAACGGAAUUAUAUCGACGAUCACAUAUCAUUGCGAGUGAGGCUGGGUGUAAGAAAUCAGCGGUUAUUGCCUCAAGUUAUUAUACUCAACGAAUCAUUAAGAAGUAUCAAUAUGACUUUGUUAAAACCGUCGAGUACGAAAACUACGUAGAUCCAGUGACUGGAAAUAAAGUUUUUAGUGAGGUGCCAAGCCCUCAUGUGACCAUUGCUCUUGGAGUUAAAACCCUCGGAGAAACGUAGUCGAAAAUAUUCCAUAUUACUCAAACAGUGCAACGCAACCGACCAAAUAUGUGAAGACAAUGUUUCAAUUACCCGCUCAACUUCAUUUUAUUCUAAAAAACGAUUAUGACUUAACGGGUAACCCAUGACCUAGAAUUUACGGUUAAAAGACUAAAUACACGGUCCCGACAUAAGGAAGUGUAUUUAUUUUCGAGCGUGCACUUGAUUAUAUGCGGAUAUGAGUAUACUUAUUGCAGCACGAUUUCACCAGGUGUACUUGAACCUGAAAAUGACAUAGCAUGCGAUGACUAAUCGAAUAGCAACAACUAUUAAUUUAUAAAUGGUGGGUGUAAUCUACUUCACCACUGAUACUGACUGUAACAACAACGAAAAAUUGUGUUUUUGAACAGUGGUGAGAUUCAAAGUUUCAAAAGUCGGUUCUCGUAUGUAUCGAACUCGCUAACAACAGGUUAUCCUUUUUCAGAAAACCAGACUGAAAAAAAAAA
Messenger RNA from Styela clava, 2401 nucleotides. RefSeq lists its product as uncharacterized. Lineage: Eukaryota; Metazoa; Chordata; Ascidiacea; Stolidobranchia; Styelidae. Gene Ontology annotation, molecular function: N-acetyltransferase activity. The record is from RefSeq and is a predicted model, not a curated record.